CAAGCCAUGAUUAUUUUUUCUCAAGCCUUCGUCAAGAAGGAAAGAAACAUAGGAAUGCGAAGGAGAUAUAAAGAAGCUGUAAAGAGCUGAAGAACAGAAAACGGUGGAGAAUUGGAUCAUUAUCAAUUUAAUUAGGCUUCAGUAGCUUGUCUUUCAGAAUUGUCGAAUAUUUCAUUGUAAAAGAGCCAAACCCACCUGAAAAAUUCUGAUUGUUUUUCAAUCUCAGCUUGCAGUUAAACGUGGAUUCUCCUUUCUGUGAUCAGAGUGGCUUCUCAAGAGCAAUGGAACAUAUGGAGUUUAAGAACUCAACUGAAGGAGCCAUUUUAAGAGUGUCAAGGGAUGUUCCACCCAGUCAUUACCUGUUAAAAAUUCAGUCUUUCACAUCAUUUAAAAAAUCAGAAAAGUUCAUCUCACAGAAGUUCGAUGCUGGAGACUACAAAUGGAAAUUUUUCUCUACCCAAAUGGGGAUGAGGAUGAAGUUGAAGGUCAUAUAUCUGUUUACUUAGAAUUGGUAGACAUAGAUUCUCUCCCAGAUGGUUGGGAAAUCAACGUGAUUGUCAGUUUUUUUGUCUAUGAUCAGCUUCGGGACAAGUAUGUCACUAUUCAAGAUGGAAGAAUAAGGCGUUACCAUUCAAUGAAGACAGAAUGGGGCAUCUCCAAAUUCCUGGACCUGGAAACUUUUCGUAAUCCAUCAAAUGGGUUCCUUAUUAAAGACAGUUGUGUCUUUGGUGUGGAGGUUUUUGUUGUCAAAAAUACUUUCAAGGGGGAGUUUAUACCAAAAAUGGAAGAUCCUGCUAACAAUGACACUCAUUAUCAUAACUGGAUUGUUAAAAAUUUUACGAAACUGAAAGAUGAAAGACACAUUUCUGAAUCAUUCGGACCGUACAAAUGGAAUGUUAUUCUCUUCCCUAAUGGAAAUAAGGACGGCGAAGGAAAAAGUAUUUUAAUUUAUUUAUCGUACGAUCAGUCUUUCAAAGGUAAAUUGCUUGUAGACUUCAUUCUGCGUGUCAAAAAUCAAAAGUCUGGACCUCACAUUGAGAAGAAAGUUGAAGGCCAUAUGUUUAGUCCGCCGGAUGAGGAUUGGGGGUUUGCAUAUUUCAUGGCGUCAGAUACAUUGAAAGAUCCGAAACAAGGUUAUCUGGUGGAUGACAAAUGCAUCAUUGAAGCCGAAGUCAAAUUUCUUCGUUCUGAUAUUCAAAAAUAAUUUUACAAAGACUGUUAUUGUUUAGUCUAAAUCUCGAACAUUUGUGCUUUGUAAAAUUUUCCAGUGAAAAAUGGUGAAUCAUCAUAGCUUUUUUGGUCCAUAUUAGAUUAUUGAGUAGGUAGUAAGUGCCCAUAUAUAGAUUGGCUCUUUCUUCUUGGGACAAGUCACUGAGACCUCAACUAAUCUUUUUCGUCGGACUUUUUGAUA
Mangifera indica (mango) is the source of this 1411-nucleotide messenger RNA. Its product is annotated as ubiquitin C-terminal hydrolase 13-like. Gene Ontology annotation, molecular function: protein binding. Bases 440 to 1204 code for a protein of 254 amino acids. The record is from RefSeq and is a predicted model, not a curated record. Lineage: Eukaryota; Viridiplantae; Streptophyta; Magnoliopsida; Sapindales; Anacardiaceae. The transcript is spliced from 7 exons.